ACACGGUCACAGUCUUACUGCCUGUAGUUUUACACUUUCUCUUCUGUCUCACUCUCCAACAAACAUACUUACCAUGUAUACCAAUGCCACUUCACUCUCUUCCUCUCUCUCUCUCUCUCUCUCUCUCUCUCCUUUUCACGCAAAAUGAGCGUUUCUCUAUCUCUGUGCUCUUCCAUUGCCUUUAAAAGCUUUUGUCUUGCUCUCCCUAGAAACCACAAUCACAAUGCUUGUUUUUGGUACUGGUAGCUUAGUCUUGCUGCUAUUGUAGUAUGUCUGUCUGUCCACUGUGGGAGUGAGUGAAGCAUAUGUGUGUGUGUCUGUUUGGUUUAGCUAAAAUUUCGGAGUAAAAAAAGUACUACAUUGUUUUGGUCUAAGCUGUUCAGCUUUUGUUUGUUCGAUUUUUAAGGUUCUUAACAGCACUAAAUUUUGAAACUUUCAUCUCUGUUAUAGCUACUGAUUACUCAAGGUGAUGCUUUUUUUUUCAGUUUGCAUGUACAUUUUUGUGAUCUGGGUGUUGCCCAUAUGGAGCAUUCAAGCAUAUUCCAAAACCCAUUUGGGGUUGAGUGAUUUUGGGUUUAUAUGAUCAAGGGUUGGGUAUGCACUAAUGGGUGUUUUUGAAUUUUGAUUAUUUAAUCGGUUUUUGUGUUUCUGGGUUGUUUUAUUUUUGUUUUGGUGGUUUUUGAUUGCUAAGGUUAUAUGCUGCUGCAUUUUGAUGUUUUUGGGUUUGGGGAGGUUGUGUUAAAAUAGACUGGAAUGGUGGUGAUUGCUGAAAUGGGAUGCUUUUGAGAUAUGAGAGUUAGUUUAGGGAUUUGAGAGAUGGGGUUAGGUCCUGAUGCUUUUAAUGUUGGGGCUUGGGAUGUGGAAAAAUCAAAGGGAAGGAAAAAGAAAGAUGAAGAAAAUGAGAUGACAGGAUGUUGGUUUAAGUUUAGGUUCAUUGGAAGUUGCAUGUCUUCAAAGUCCAAAGUGGAUGGCUCUAUGAGUGGCACUAGCACUCAAUAUGCGGAGAGUAAAUCUACAAAUGAUACCAGCCAAGACCAGCCAGUUGCUCCUGUUGUGUCAUCCUCGACAACUAGCAUAGCAGAAAGUACUCCAUCAACUCCCAACUUGGUUGAGGAAUUGAAAGUUGCUUCACAACUUCGAAAAUUCAGUUUUAAUGAGCUUAAGUCAUCAACGAGGAGUUUUAGACCUGAGAGUCUUCUUGGGGAGGGUGGGUUUGGUUGCGUAUUCAAGGGUUGGAUCAAUGAGAAUGGAACUGCUCCGGUGAAACCUGGAACAGGGGUUGCAGUUGCAGUAAAGACCCUCAACCAUGAUGGACUACAAGGUCAUAAAGAAUGGCUGGCUGAAGUUAAUUAUCUCGGUGACCUUCUCCACCCUAAUUUGGUUAAAUUAAUUGGUUAUUGCAUUGAGGAUGAUCAGAGGCUACUUGUCUAUGAGUUUAUGCCUCGAGGAAGCUUGGAGAAUCACCUUUUUCGAAGGUCCCUGCCUCUUCCUUGGUCCAUCAGAAUGAAAGUUGCCCUUGGUGCUGCAAAGGGCCUUGCCUUUCUUCAUGAGGAAGCUGAAAAGCCAGUUAUAUAUCGAGAUUUUAAAACAUCUAAUAUCCUGUUGGAUGCGGAUUACAAUGCAAAACUUUCUGAUUUUGGACUUGCCAAAGAUGGUCCAGAAGAUGGGAAAACUCAUGUAUCUACCCGAGUGAUGGGAACUUAUGGUUAUGCUGCCCCGGAGUAUGUGAUGACAGGACAUCUUACAUCGAAGAGCGAUGUCUAUAGCUUUGGGGUUGUUUUGCUUGAAAUGGUGACUGGCCGAAGAUCCAUGGACAAAACCCGACCAAAUGGGGAGCAUAACUUGGUGGAAUGGGCAAGGCCACAUCUUGGAGAGAGGCGAAGGUUCUAUCGACUUCUAGAUCCUCGGCUCGAAGGCCGCUUCUCAGUCAAAGGUUCUCAAAAAGCGCUUCAGUUGGCUGCCCACUGCCUUAGUCCUGACCCUAAAGCCAGACCUCUGAUGAGUGAAGUUGUUGAAGCACUAAAGCCUUUGCCCAACCUCAAGGACAUGGCCUGCUCUUCAUCAUUCUUUCAGGCUAUGCAAGCAGAGCGUUUGGGGUCCUACCCAAAUGCUAGAAACUGCAGUAGAAUCCAGACAGGGUUUUCUAGGAAUGGACAACCAACAAGGAGCCUCUCCAUACCAAAUGGUCCGCAUGCGUCUCCAUAUCACCAUCACCAUCUUCACCGCUCCCCAAAACCAAGUGUUUCAAAGCCAUAACAUUGAGAACCAUAUUAUCUCUUCUGUACCCAUUUUGUCUCCUUUUCUUUUUAUGUCAUCUUUUAAGGGAUGUAGGAAUCUUUCCCAACAGAAGAAAAAAAAAAAUCUGGGGGUUGUUUUGAAAAUCAAUGUCGAUGUUUUCUUUAUGAGAGAUGACAGUGUGGCUUGCUCUCUAUGUUUUGGAGAUUGGAGUUUUGUCUUUUUGAUAUGUAACUGGUGAAGUUGCCCUGGAGAGAAUCAUGAAGCUGCACUUAUAUGGAGGGAGUAUUAAUCCAAGUUACUGUGUUCUGUUGAAUUUUGAAGUGGAGAUUUUCUAUCCAACUUUGGCAGACUACUUGCUCUUGAUUCAUCACAUCAGAACAGCAGAUGCUUUUAUAUGAUGCUUCAGGUGAACUAUUCAACUAUUCUUUAGAUUUUGCCUUCUUGUUUCAAUGCAAUUUUUUUUUUUUGUGAAAUUCCUUGUAGCUUCAAAUAUGUAAUAAUAUGAUAUUCUCCCAUCAUAAGUCCUUGAUGACACA
Quercus lobata is the source of this 2774-nucleotide messenger RNA. Its product is annotated as probable serine/threonine-protein kinase PIX7. The transcript has 7 exons. Bases 817 to 2256 code for a protein of 479 amino acids. Gene Ontology annotation, molecular function: ATP binding; protein kinase activity. The record is from RefSeq and is a predicted model, not a curated record. NCBI's taxonomy places the organism in Eukaryota, Viridiplantae, Streptophyta, Magnoliopsida, Fagales, Fagaceae. Gene Ontology annotation, biological process: protein phosphorylation.